CGAGCUUUCUACACUGUUCCUUUCUCUCUCAAUUUCGCUUUUCCGAUGGUGAUUUCAGAUGCGCCUGAUGGCGGAGGCGCCGCCGUCGCGGAUCUCCGGCGCAGGCCGAUCGCGAGAGGCGACGCGGAUUCGGAGUCCAGGGACGGCAAUUUGGUUGUGGACUCCACCUCCACUGACGACUCGGUGCUCGCGAAGAUCACUGGAGACGAGAACAAGGUGAGGAAUGAAGCUCCUGUGGAGUCGGUUCACAGUGGCGGCGGGGAGGAGAAGAAGAAGAACUUUUCUUACCGGCCGUCGGAGAUUCCGGCGCACCGGAGGAUCAAGGAGAGUCCUCUCAGCUCCGACGCUAUUUUCAGACAGAGCCAUGCAGGUCUUGUCAACCUGUGUAUAGUAGUACUUGUUGCCGUAAACAGCAGGCUUAUCAUCGAGAAUUUAAUGAAGUAUGGUUGGUUGAUUAGAACCGGUUUUUGGUUUAGUUCAAGAUCAUUGCGAGAUUGGCCCCUUCUUAUGUGUUGCCUUACUCUUCCUAUCUUCCCAUUUGCCGCCUUUGUAGUUGAGAAGUUAGCAGUAGAAAAGCGUAUACCAGAAUUUGCUGUUGUUUCUCUUCAUAUCGCCAUUACCACAACUGCACUUUUGUAUCCUGUUCUUGUAAUUCUCAGGUGUGACUCUGCUGUUUUAUCUGGCGUUACGUUGAUGCUCUUUGCUUGCAUUGUGUGGUUAAAACUCGUCUCCUUUGUGCAUACAAAUUAUGAUAUGAGAACGGGUACUGUAUCAGUUGAUAAGGUGGAUGUUGUGCCUGGUUCUCCAAGUGUUGAUUGCUCUCGUGAACUUAGCUUGAAAAGUUUGACGUACUUCAUGGUUGCCCCAACAUUAUGUUACCAGACUAGUUACCCUCGUACCCCAUCUGUUCGAAAGAGUUGGGUGUCCCGUCAAUUUGUCAAGUUAAUCAUUUUCACAGGAGUCAUGGGAUUCAUGACAGAACAAUACAUCAAUCCUAUUAUCAAGAAUUCUCAACACCCUUUGAAGGGGAACCUUUUAUAUGCAAUAGAGAGGAUUUUGAAGCUUUCUCUUCCAUGCUUAUAUGUGUGGCUAUGCAUGUUCUAUUGCUUCUUUCACCUCUGGUUAAACAUUCUUGCUGAAUUGCUGUGUUUUGGGGACCGAGAAUUCUAUAAAGAUUGGUGGAAUGCAAAAACUGUUGAGGAGUAUUGGAGAAUGUGGAAUAUGCCUGUGCAUAAGUGGAUGCUUCGCCAUAUCUACUUCCCUUGCUUGCGUUAUGGAAUACCAAAGGGAGUUGCUGUCGUAAUUGCAUUCCUAGUAUCUGCUGUGUUUCAUGAGCUAUGCAUUGCUGUUCCUUGUCACAUAUUCAAGUGGUGGGCGUUCUUGGGGAUUAUGUUCCAGGUACCGCUGGUCUUGAUCACAAAUUACCUGUGGGAUAAAUUCCAGAACUCGAUGGUUGGAAAUAUGAUCUUCUGGUUCAGUUUUUGCAUUCUUGGUCAACCCAUGACUGUGCUUCUAUAUUACCAUGACUUGAUGAAUCGGAAAGGGGCAAACUGUUCAACUUCAGAACACCACUAGGAAACUCCGGCCAGUUACUGGGGUCACGUGAUGCUCACGUGACUGUCAGCAUCUAAGUAGAACUCACUGAUACUAAACCAGAGCCAAUACAAAACCCUUUAUUUUGGAAUUAUCACCGACUUAGCAAAAACACAAAAUCUUAGUCAACUUCACA
Fragaria vesca subsp. vesca is the source of this 1729-nucleotide messenger RNA. RefSeq names its product diacylglycerol O-acyltransferase 1-like. Gene Ontology annotation, cellular component: chloroplast envelope; endoplasmic reticulum membrane. The transcript has 17 exons. Bases 46 to 1575 code for a protein of 509 amino acids. Gene Ontology annotation, biological process: triglyceride biosynthetic process. Gene Ontology annotation, molecular function: diacylglycerol O-acyltransferase activity. The record is from RefSeq and is a predicted model, not a curated record. Lineage: Eukaryota; Viridiplantae; Streptophyta; Magnoliopsida; Rosales; Rosaceae.